Molecule: messenger RNA, 618 nt
Organism: Arctia plantaginis
Lineage: Eukaryota; Metazoa; Arthropoda; Insecta; Lepidoptera; Erebidae
Source: the annotation of a GenBank genome assembly
AUGUUUCGUGAUAUAACUACCUCUUCCCCCGUUAGGGCUACUUUAAAUGAAAACGGUUUAGAAGAAAACACGAUUGAUACUGAAGAAAUAAAUAAUACUAAAUUCUUCUCAACUACAUGUGAAUAUAAUUGCGGUAGACCUUUAACUUGGAUAUCAACUGCAUCAACUACGAAUACUCGACCUGUUACUCAUAAUGAGAGAAAUAGUGAUGGUGAAGAAAAGAAAGAGGCUACAAGUACUACCAGUAGUAUUACAAAACCUUGUACCACAUCAAACCUUAUCCCUGAAACAAAUACUGUUGCAGAGCUAUUACUGACUACUCAUAACAGAAAUCCUAUAAAUACACCUAAAACGACUAAUGCCUCAGUAACCGCUUUCAAUAAUCCUUCGAAAUUUUCUUCUAUAAAUACUUUUUCUGACAAUGCCGGAUCCGAAUUUAACAACAUAAUAGACCCUUCAACCGACAGUGAGCCCGUUUCAAAGCCAAAACCAACAAACAUUGUUAAGUUAACUUUAGCAUUUGAACCAACAAUAUGUAACAAUUGUCGUAGACCUAGAACGUGGGUUACAAGACAGAGAAAGACUAGACGAUUAAAGUACCAUGGAUACAGGUUUUAA